Molecule: messenger RNA, 8669 nt
Organism: Porites evermanni
Lineage: Eukaryota; Metazoa; Cnidaria; Anthozoa; Scleractinia; Poritidae
Source: the annotation of a GenBank genome assembly
GGGCACGCCGCAGAUGAACUUAGUAAGAUGGACCAGUCACCUCAAACAAAGAUUGUGUUUACUCUUCUAGGACAACUACUGCCAGUAAACUUGACAGGCUUGAAUUGGAUCGGAUAGAUCAAACAAGGGAUCACAGACCAACGAACUCAAAAUGGUCCGAAAAACUGAAGGCUAUUCACUGCUCCUUCUCGCGGUGGUGAUUAUCUUUCUGAACAUCCUCGCCAUCAUCGUUAUUUUGCGCUUCAAAAGGAAAUACAAUCCAGAUAUUCUGAUCCUUAGUCUUGCGAUUGCGGACUUACUAAAAGCGUUAGUUCCAUUGAACAUGACUUUGUACGCUUACCUCAGCGAGAAAGGAAUGACAGAAGGCUCUGCUUCUUGUAAAAUAUUUGGCUGGACUGCCUUCACGCUCAACUGUGGAAUCAUGAUGGUCAUGACUGUUAUGGCCAUCGACAGAUAUAUCGCCUUGUGUUGGCCAUUGGCGUAUAAGUACAAACGUUUGCUCUCGAAAAAACGACUUAUUUACACAAUCGUUGCUGUUUUUGUAUUUAGUGGGACGCAAUCUUUUCUGCCACUGGUGGGGAUUGGAAAAAUGAGAGCCUACAGCAAUGGAAGCUUCUGCCAUUUUGAUUUCGAUUCCACCAAACCUGCUAACCGAGCAUACAGUAUCUUUGUGCUCUCUCUUGGCAUGGCUAUGAUUGUGGUGGUUGUGUUUUGCUACACAUGCGCCAUGAUUAGCAUAAAAGGCCUGAUGAAGCGUCAGCGAAGGAUGUCCACCACUACUCCGGACCUUGAUGGAGCAGAUCGCAAGAGGCAAGCUAUGAAUAGCAUGUUUGCGCGUCUUAUGAUCGUAAUGAUGAUGAUUUUUUUCGUCUCUUGGCUUCUCUUCUUGGUAAGUUGCAAUCAAUUUAUACGUUUCUGUCAUUUGUCAAGUGUUCUUCUGCGUUUUGCAGUCGUGUGGAGAACAUAUUAAGUCCUUAUUUAUCUUUUUUACAUAGGUGUACUAAUGUGACCUUGAACUCAGCUGUUUCUGUCCAUGCUCGUAUAAAACAUUUUUGCGUUAUUCUGUCAGGCUUUUGAGCUCAAAUGUGAUAUUAUUUUUAUCUUUCCUUAAAUGACUCUCAUAAUUCAGGAAGCAUACUUAUCAUGAUUUAAACGACAGCAGUGCUCUAAAAAUUCUGCGCCUGAGUGUUUGACACCCUGUAAUGUCCUAUUAAAUUCGUGAUUUCUGGCGCUGACAAUUAACCGUAAAACUUUAGUUUUAGUUUUGCAAGCUAUGACCUUUGAUAGUAUCCAGCUAGCGUAGCGUGUUAGUCGGAAUUUAUCGACUUUUAUUCAACUUAUUCUUUCUCUGAAAAAUAUGAUACAAAUAUUUGCAUGCGUGCAAAAAUGGAUGUCGCCUGACGUAGACCCGACAAGGAGACAACAUGAUAAGACGAACUUAUCUUGUAAAACUAAUGCGUAAAAAGAUACAAAGAAUACAUCAACAGUAAGAAGUGUGUGUGAAAGUGAAAAGGCGACGUAUAAAAUGUUCAAAGAAUAUAAGCCAUAACCAUAACAUGAAAUCGAAAAGCGUGUAAUCAUUAACAACGCUGAACGCGAGCGCUGAACAUUAGAAACUGGGUUGAUUAUUUUUUCAUAUAUAACGUUUAUUUUCCUCUUUUUUGCUUUAGUGCUGUUCAAUCUGAAGAAUUUGGUUUUCUGACUUGUUAGAUAGCUUUUGUUAAGGUAGCAAUUCGUGCAAUUCGCAGAAAGAAUUCAGGGUUUUAAAUUAAUCCUUACUUCAAAUUGUCAUUGCAAAGGGCUCCAAUAACCACUGAAGGUAAUUCAUCUGUCGCGUUCUGACAAAACAAACACUUUUGAAAUUUUGAAGUGAUUUCGUGCAUAACAAUCUGUUUGGUUAGAAAGCACUUUUAAAAUUAAUUGUCCCUUUUGUUGAUAACUCUUUUUAAUCAAAUCCUUAACUGGUCAUCGCGUUUCUUGUUAUGCGAAGUCGAUUGGAAAAUCGAUUCCACUUCCGUGUUGUUUAAUAUACUGAAAACUGCAUGAGUUAUGUGUAUUUUCUCUCUGUUUACCUGUAACGUUCCUGUUUGCGCGCGGAACAAAUGGAAUGCAAUUAGCCGCAAAUAUCAUAUCAGAGUAAGAGUUAUUUUUGGCUUAUACUUCUGGCUGUUGAACUUAGAAACAAAAUAUUUUUCUAAUGAUAAAAUCCUAUGACAUGUUAUCUUUUUUCGUCCAAGAGAAUCACGUUUUUUUCCAUUUUCGUACACUCAGAGCCGCUAGAUCAUGCCAGAUACUUUUUAUAGGUCAAUAAUAUUCUCGAUUUAUGGUCUCCGACCUCGUUCUCGGUGGUUUUCCUUUCAAUCAUAACACCGCUCACCAUUUUUAAGGGAAAAGAUACGUGAAUGUCACUACAUUCUAGUCGGAUCAGUCUUUUCUCUGUUUAGGUUGAUGGGUAAUUGGUUUCCGGAAUGAUAUCGUAAUGAUCACAAGACCAUAGCAUUCACCGCCGGAUUAGCUUAGGGAUUCUUCAGCCAGAUACUUGUAGACUUUGUUUAAAGCAGCAGUGAUCGCAAUCUGAGAAAGGCCUUUCUUUAACCAUCAUACUGGCUUGGUUUUAUACAGCUUGUUUGUGAAAGCAAUAAUUAGAACUUGCACGUAGGGUGAUCUUAUCGCCGUAGAAAGGAUGGGAAAAGAAACAAGCUAAGGGCAAAAUAAGCGUUCAGGGUACUUAGCCAGCAUUUCGGGAGUAAAGGAAGGGGUACUGGUUUGUCAAAUGUGUCCCUUUUUCAAACGGCCAGGUUCAGGAAGGGUUGGACAAAGCCCGCGCCAUAGCCUGGAGGGCGGGGGGUUACUCCUGGGAAUUCUUGGUAAGGGUGUGCCGCCCGGUUCUCCAAAUCCUGACUCUAUUUCAGACCAAAAAUGUCAUUUUCAGACCAGAGCUCUAAAAUCCACACCCGUUUUCAGACCUGGCCUUUAUUACUUAGAUUAGAGUGCAAACAAAGAAAAUUCUUUAAAUCCAUUUUGAAUGCGCAUAUUUCUCUAUCUUUCUUACUCAGUUGGAAUUGAAACGAUAAAUACGUUCAUACACUCCCGUAGUUCCCUCGAAAACCACACCCGAUUCCAGAGCAAAAUGGGGCAAAGUGUAUACCCAUUUUCAGACCAAAACGGCGCAAAAACCCUACCCGAUGGGGCGGCCCAUACCUAUAUAGCUUAUAUAAGGGAGUACCCCCCCCCCCCCCCCCCCCCCCCCCCCGUCUCGGCCCCCUGGCGUUUCUGCUCAGCAGUCAGUUUUCAGUGAAGCCCUGCGUAUCGCUCUCCUGUCUUUCCUGUUUUUUUUUUUUCUUGGUAGUUGUUGCCGGGAGUUGGGGUUGGGGGGGGGGGGGGGGUGGGGGGGUGGGGGGGAGAGUGUGACGGGGGGGGCCUGCGCCGCGCGCGGCGUUCACUGUGCCCGAGCAAGAUGGGGCAAAGUGUUUACCCAUUUUCAGCACAAAACGGCACAAAAACACUACCCGAUGGGGCGGCCCAUACCCUAUUUGCUUUUAUAAGGGAGUUCCCCCCCCCCCCCACCCCCGGCGCCUUCUGGUGGGUUAGGCUACUUUAGCGACGAAAGCUGUAGGUUAGCUAAAGUCAUCGAAAUCCCCUCUCCUUCGUUCAAGUUUUUUUUAUGUCAGGGAGAGGCUGGCCGGGAACUGGGUAUUGGGAAAGCCUGCGAGUGACGGUCAGUAGGGGAAAAGCUCCCAGGCGCUUACUAUCCCCACAGGAGCCUCGGCGGUUAGAGGGAUCGAAAUCCCCCAAAAAAUGUGAUAGGUCCGGUUCAAAGCGUAGUUUUUUAAGUACAAAGAGCGCUGUAACGUUUAUUGCAGUUUUUGCUUUGUUUUGUUUUUUUAACCCUUUAUCCUUUUCGUAUGCUAUUAUUAGUGGAGAGAACUUGUUAGAGGAUUAACAACAGGUCUAAAGGUCUCUAAUGAUAGAUGGUGACUUCUCAUGUGUAACAACAUCUUACAUCUUUUUGGCUAAGUUGAGUUGAUUCUUGCCUUUGUCUUUUCAGAUUGUUAUUCUUCAGCAUGUGAGUGGUUGGUUCCAAAUCCCACCAGAAGCUCAUUUCUGGUCAAUGCGGUUGGCUGUUAUUAACUCAGUUCUCAAUCCAUUAAUCGGCGCCGCCAUGUGCAAGCCAUAUAGAAAAGGAUAUAUAUUCAUCCUUUGCAAGAUUUUUCACUGCUGUGGUUUAUGUUCAUCCUACCAAGCCGACAGUAUGUUCAUAAUUCUUUAACCUGAUAAUCAUCCUCAAACUUAGGUUAUGUUCACACUAUAUCAGAUAAUUUUCGUGCCCACGUGGAAAGCUAUCCGAAACGGCACAAGUCUUUCACACCCAACUUUGUGCCAUCGAGUUUGGCCGAGAAGGUUAACGUUUGGUGCACUAAAUUCCAGUUCUCGCUCCUGUUUAUCUACUUCCUCGACUGUAGUAAUAGAUGUUCACGCUGCAGCAAAGUAUGGCACAAAACCUCUCCAAUAUGUACUGUGACGCAACACUUUCGAGAUCGUCGCGGCGCAGCUUUGCGCCGUCACAGAAACCGCGCAUAAAACACAGUUCUUGUGUGUGAACAGAAGCCCUAACCGGUAUGGUUUUCAUGGCGGCGCAAAAGCUUUCCAGAAUAUUGUGAAUAUAGCCUUAAGGUAGAUACCCUGGGUACCAGAGGUUUUUUCUCGCGUGCGAGGAGGAGCGAGAAGACUUGACCGAAACCGGAAACCUCGCAUGGAAAGUCUCUGGCACCCAGGGUAUAAGGUAGACGGCCGGGGUACAAAAAAAAAAGACGUCUAAGCCCCUUUUCCUACCAGGCGUUUUUACAUUUUCUCAUCUGAGAGCGAAUGGUAUCUAUACCUUUAAGCCUUCUAAGAAAAAUCCCUGCCAAACUAUUGACUCUGAUCUCAAAACGUCUCCUGCAACAUUCAGUUGGGGACACGCUUUAGUGGCCGUUGCCGUGGUAGAGAUGUGGCCUUUGUAGAGAGGUUUAAAAAAGAGUCAAUGUAUGGACUUUUCGCCGGGACAAUAGAAAGUGGCCAUUGUAGAGAGGUGGCCGUUAGUAGAAGUUCGACUGUUGUUGUCAAGGCAACGGGUCUUUGAAGGGCGCUUUAAACUUUAACUUUUUAAAAAUGAUCACGAAUCGAAGAGAGACAAGUUUCUUUUCAUUAGAAAGUAUGGUCUUUUUAGUUGUACUUACGUUGCCGCACUGAUUCUUGAAAACAUGUUCUUUGUUUGCAAAGCAUAUCUUAUGAGGUCCGCUACCUUGUUUUUUCGACUUCCAGAUCCAUGGAUACUUGCACGAAGGCUUUCGCAAGGUUCACGGCGCAGUUUUGAUGUAGAACCAGCCACACCGACCACAGAUCAAACGGUGGUUAGAGUCACGAGCAAUCCUUCAUUCAGUUAUCAUGAUUCUGGCAUUGUUCCUGAUGGAGGCAGCAUUGGAUACCAUCAGGGUGGCCUUAUUAACUCCGCUUAUGAAAAGGAACCAUGCACAACCGAAAGCUAUUAUUGCACCACUGUUGACGGAGUCCAGGAAAGGCCUCGUCUAUGUAAAAAGCGCAUUUCUUUCAAAGACGAGGUCGAAGCAAAUCAAGCUGCAUUGCCGUCACCUGAAGAGAAGAAGGAAGCUGGAUCCAUGGUGCGUCUGUCCGCUGGUAAAACAACUCCAAAACAGGAAACCUCUGAUUUACCUUCCAGUGACAAAUAUGGCUGUUACACGCAAGAAAAUAGUGAUGAAAACAAAGUCAUAAUCUCGCCAGAGAUGGACGCAGCUUUUGAAGAUGAAUCUUCUUGCGGCGACACACGAUCCAGUUCAAGCAAAAGAAAGAGAAAAACCGCUGUCUCAGGUAUGAUAAUCAUACUCUGACAUAAUAGUCCGUUCAACGCCUUAUUUGGGAAUGGACUUAGUGUGAUGCUAGAGGGAAAUAAAAGCCGGUAGAGUGGGUACGAAAGGUGUUCUCUUCAACCCAGAAUGUCCACGUAUUUGUCAAGCGCACGCAAUUUUCUCCUUUUCAAAAACCUACAGGUGAAAAGGGCUAAGAAAAUUAAUUUAAAACAUUAGACAAGUCUAUUUAGCUUUCGUACAUGGUAGUACAGUUAAACCCCGCUUUGUGGACACCUUAUUAUUACGAACAGUUUGCUUUGUGCCCGAGGAAAGAAAGCCCUUACAGUUUCUCUAAAUUCAAACCGCUUUAUAUGGACACCCUGUUAAUACGGACACUCUCUAUGGCCCCCUCAGUGUCCGUAUUAACCGGCUCUGACUGUAUAUUUACUAGGCUGUAACUAUACUUAAACGUCUUUGUUCACUUAUUUUUCUUUCUUGUUCUUUUCUCUAGUUUAUCCGUUCAUGUGCAAGACACCAGAAUUGUUCAACGAUAACUCUUUAGAGAACAGUCAGUUAUCUCGCGAUUCACAAGGUGAAAAUGGUGAAAGUGUACAACAAAAUUUUGCCGUGACAGAGAAAGCUAAACAGGAUGUAAAGCCAUCUAAAGCAGAUGUUCUGACUGAUUAUAACCAGUUGUCCCUUAGCGCUAUAGAUGUAACAUCAGAAGCAUUAUCUAAAGACUUUGAAGGGGAAAAUGCAUUGGAAUUAAGUCCAGAAGCAAAGUCUACGGAAAAAAGAGCCGAUUGUUUCUCGUCACCAGGCCCCCUUGAGGAGACAGGGCCUCAGACUCUUCAAGUCACACAUUUUCCAGUUAAUACAAACUCUGGUAUAAAGACAACUGUUUUGCCCGACCGCUUCACAUCGAGAUCUUCCCUUCCAUUUUCAAGGAGUCGUUCCUUUAUAGAAAGAACUCUUACUACCUCGUUUUCACGCACAAAGUUGCGUUCUCGGUCAUUUGCCAAUGGUUCAACUUCAAACACGAAUCUAUUUUACAAGUUUGACAAUUUGGGUUAUCGGACAGCUGACUUGCCGUUUCACAGGCAUUCCGUGAAUCUAGCCGGGGAACAGCUAGGUGGAAUUCAGAGCUAUUCGGAAUCUGAUUUUACUUUCUCCUUACCAGAAACUGUCCUGGUUUCCCCUCAUGGCACACCAAAUACAGAAAGUUUCAGAAGUUUUCAGGCUGAGGAGCACCAUAAUCCACCCGACAAAAGUGGGAUAAGUGUAGGUAAGAACUGUCGAGACAUCAGCAUAAAAAGAGAGGAAGAAUGAGAAUAUCGUAAAUGUCGCCCCAUGUAAGGGAUUCCGGAAUCAGGGAAAAUUUUGCUUGUGGAAUCCAGAAUCUAGGAAAUGUGUUUUGUUGAAUCCGGAAUCCAGGAAAUUUGUGUCGUGCAAUCGGGAAUCCUGGGAUUUGGAAUUCGGAAUCCCACUAACGUUUAGAAUCCGGAAUCUAAGUCCCACUGACAAAGAAUCCGGAAUCCAGUACCUUUAAUUUUCGGAAUCCACAGCGUGGAAUCCAGAAUUUCUAGACUGUCUUAUAUCCCCUUUCAUGGGGCAAUAAAUUCGCCAUAGGUUUCUUUCAGUUCAUCGUAUGUCACUUGUAUUACAUCAAUAACUGUUACUCGCUAUUUUACCUUGGUUGCCAGAGGUUUUUUAUUGUACUAAAAUUAAGUGAACUUGGUCUCAUGAAUUUUCACCAAUUAUUUCAUUCUAUAGGAUAUAAGUCUUAAGUGAGAGCAGACUUGUUGGAGUCGGGGUCGGUUAUUCUCAGUGGCAUAGAGAAACGUACCCCUGUGUUUAUCAUCGAAAAGGCUUCUUAAAGAACUUUGGCGUUGACAAUAAAAUGUUACGUCAGUUUUUCUCCUUGUUUACCCUUUUUUAUCCACCAAGGUUUACUUAGUUUACACUUUUUUGCAGAAAAUGAAAACAGACCUCAAGGGCAAAGCUCCAAUCACGACGUAAUGCGAAAGUCUAGCAAGAUUUACAAGGAACUGGGUGAAUUAAGCAUCGAGGAACUGGAACGAGAGGUCUUCUGUUGAGGUUAUAGCAGUUAGUAGAGGAUGAAAAAUUCCAAUAAGUGUAAAAAUCCAUCGCUUGGUAAGCUGUUGAAAUGUGAGAAAUCCCAGGUUCUUUUGGAAAGCAGAAAAAAACUUGUGAAAUGUGUAAUUUUUAACAAAUAUCGUGAUCUGGAAAUUUUUCUUAAAUUUUCGGGUCUUUUGAAUACCUUCUCCCUUCAUUACUUUUAUCUUUCUUUUCGGUUACCCAAACUGCUUUUCUCGGAGGCAAUAAUUAUUAUAUGUCAAAGUAUUUUCUCUCGAUUUUGUCGACGGCCUUACUAAGUAGCUCAAAAACUGCAAACUUGUAGACUGCGAAAAAAGCUACGAUGCAUUUUCUGUUGCCCCUUCCUAAUUUCUCCUACAGUUCGCACACUCCCUCUUAUUCGUCACGAGUGUGUGUGCGCAAAACUGAAUGAAAGACGGAAGCCUGCAGUCUAUACCGUGACUGCAUAAAAUUCGAACUUUAUGGCCACAGGCGUAAAAUAUUACGCUGAACAAUGGUGAAUAACGGGAAGCUGUAACUAGGAGUUUUUUCACGACAUUAGGGCAGUUCUGCGUUAUAUUAAGGCGGGACUGAUAGAACUUGAGACUAUUGAUGAUGCUAGGCGAUCAGUUGAGGUAAACCAAUCAUAUCGAAAAACGUUAUAGAUAUAACGGUGUAUUUUUUGUUUUUUGUUCGAUAAGAUUUAGUUGUAAAUUUAAUUCCCUU